Molecule: messenger RNA, 1629 nt
Organism: Haemonchus placei
Lineage: Eukaryota; Metazoa; Nematoda; Chromadorea; Rhabditida; Trichostrongylidae
Source: the annotation of a GenBank genome assembly
AUGAUAGUUCUGUUCGCCAUUUUGGCUACUGCCUUGGCAGAUGUGCACCAAAUGCAACUCACCCAAAUAGGCAACUACGAUAGUGGCCAAUACGUGGCCGACGUCAGUAUCGGUACACCGGAGCAGGAUUUCAAAUGGCCGGCAGAUGCUGAAGGUGUUGUUGGGAAAGAUACAGUACGACUCGGCGCCAACGGACCCAAGAAGUUCGUCAUUCCAGGAACCGUGUUCGGGCAAGCGGCAAAGUUUAGAUCUACUUUCUCCGAUAACGAUGUCGAUGGCGUACUUGGAUUGGGAUUCCCAACAAAUGCAGCUGGCGGAAUCACACCUCCAGUAAAUCGAGCUAUUGACCUUCAUCUGCUGGACGAACCUGUAUUCACCGUCUACAUGAAGGCGGCUAAUGGCAAAGAAGGCGGUGAUGGUGGUCUCGUCACAUACGGUGCUGUCGACACAACCCAUUGCGGACAGAUACUUGCCUAUGAGCCUCUAACAUCGAAAACACAUUGGCAGUUUGCGAUUACUUCUGUGACAUCGGGAAAGUACCAUUCGACUGCGAAAUGGUCAGCCAGAUCAGACACCACAAACUCUUUCAUAGAGAUGCCGGCGCCAGAGGCAGCUGCCAUAGCUGAUGCACAUGGAGCAAAGUGGGAUAAUGAUCUGGGUCAUUACGUCAUUGACUGCAAGGCGAAGGCAUCAAUGGAAUUGACGAUUGGACAACGCAAAUACACCAUCGAAGCUAAGAAUUUCGUGUUGUCAGCACCUGACGGUCGCUGUGUGCUGGCGCUCAAGCCGUUGGCUACGAUGACUUUCGGAUACGUCAUGUCUCUAGGAGUGCCAUUCCAUCGCCAGUUCUGCACAUACCCUCCGCUAGAUGCUGAAGGCCUCCUCGGAAACGACACGGUACGUCUUGGUGCCCCUGGUUCAAAGCAGCUUAUCGUUCCUGGAACUGUAUUUGGUCGAGCCACCAAGUUCUCUGCUCCGUUCAUUGAUAACGAAAUCGAUGGUGUUCUUGGUUUGGCAUUUCCUGUGAUAGCACCCAGUCGAAUUACUCCGCCGAUGAGCCGGGCUGUUCAGCUGAAUUUAGUGGAUGACCCCUUGUUCACCGUCUACCUCAAAUCAUCCAAUGACAAAACGGAUACUAAUGGCGGUGUCAUAACAUAUGGUGCUAUCGACACAGAACAUUGCGGACCAGUGACCGCAUAUGAACCAUUGACUACACCGACUCACUGGCAGUUUAAGCUUGUUGCUGUGACAUCAGGAAACUUUCACAUGAAUGUCAACUGCCGGGCAAGAUCAGACACAUCAAGCUCCUUCAUAGGAGCACCAGCCGCUGAAGCCGAUGCAAUAGUUCGUGAGCACAAAGCUACAUGGAAUGAAGAUCUUCAGCACUACGUUAUCGAUUGCGAUGCAAAACCAACAAUGAUGUUGAAAAUCGGAAAACAGAACUAUACCAUUCACUCUGAAAACCUUGUACUACAGCUCCCUGAUGGCGGCUGUGCUUUAGCGCUAAAGGCGUUAAGUGGCCAGAAGUUCAGCCCUAUAUGGACUUUAGGGAUACCAUUCCAUCGUCAAUACUGUACGGUUCAUGACUUUGCGCAGGAAAGAAUUGGAUUUGCAAAACCUAAGAACUAG